AUGCCGCGUCGAUUCUCGCAAGCUUUAAGCAGUUCACCUCCCACUCCUUGGCCGUCCUUUUCGCCAGCAGAAAAGGGCGGCAAUACCUUUGUCAAAUCGACUUCUGCAAAGGCAUCGAAGAUAGCACAAUUCUUCUCGACUUCGCCUAGAAACAAGCAAGAGGCUCAGACCGCUGCAGCGGCUCUGUUAGCUGCGAGUAGAGCUCAAGAGCAAGCCUUUCUUAACUCGGCUGGCACGCCCAUGAUCACCAAUCCCUCGUUAUCAUUACCUACCAUUUCCUUGUCGACCGCUCAGGCCGACGCUCAGAACAUGGACAUGCCAGCGACCACUCUUUUCCAACCACCUUCGCCAGCAGAGGCCAGAAGACUACAACGGCAACAUGCACAAUUCGGCCCUCUUAACUCGAACGCGCAUCGAUACACGUCACGGCACCAAGGCGGUGAAUUUCCCGAGCCAGUCCUUGAUGAGCCGCCCUACUUCUACCUACUCACUACCUACAUUUCCUACCUCAUCCUAAUAAUAUUCGGGCAUGUUCGCGACUUUUUCGGCAUGCGAUUCAAGGAAGACAAGUACCGAAACCUGAAAGCUCGCAAUGGGUAUGCAGCACUCAACAGCGACUUCGACAACUUCUAUGUGCGUCGCCUCAAGAUGCGCAUCAAUGAUUGCUUCAAUCGACCUACAACAGGGGUGCCCGGGCGGUACAUCAAUCUACUCGACCGGACGUCCGAUGACGGCAACUUUCACUUCAAAAUGACUGGCACAACAACCGAGACGCUGAACAUCAGCUCAUAUAACUAUCUUGGUUUUGCUCAAUCAGACGGUCCCUGUGCCGACGCUGCAGAAGAAGCUGUCCGAAAAGCCGGAUUGUCCUCUUGCAGCACGCGUGCUGACGUCGGAACUACCGACAUGGCGCUUGAAUGCGAGCAGCUUAUUGCAGACUUUGUUGGCAAGCCAGAUUCAAUGGUCUUCUCCAUGGGCUUCGGCACAAAUGCCGCCAUCUUCCCUGCCCUGGUUGGCAAGGGCGAUCUCAUUAUCUCGGACGAACUCAAUCACGCCUCAAUCCGCUUCGGCUCUCGUCUCUCGGGCGCAAUGAUCGAAGCCUUCAAACACAACGACAUGCACAGUCUAGAGGAGAAGCUUCGCGAGGCUAUCUCGCAAGGCCAGCCGCGCACUCACCGACCGUGGAAGAAGAUUCUCGUUGUCGUCGAGGGCCUUUAUUCCAUGGAAGGCACAAUGUGCAAUCUGCCUGGGCUCGUCCGUUUGAAGAAGCGCUACAAAUUCAACCUCUUUGUCGAUGAAGCGCAUUCCAUCGGUGCUCUGGGCCCUCGCGGCCGCGGUGUAUGUGACUACUUCGGCAUUAACCCUUCCGAGGUCGAUAUCUUGAUGGGCACGCUGACCAAAUCGUUCGGCGCCAACGGUGGUUAUAUUGCAGGCGACAAAGCUUGCAUCGAUAAGCUCCGCGUCACCAACGCCGGCACUGCCUAUGCUCUGCGUCUGAUCAAUGGCGAGCUGGUUCCUGGCCAGGGCGAGGAGCGUCUGCAGCGCAUUGCGUUCAACUCCAGAUACCUGCGUCUCGGCCUCAAGCGUCUGGGCUUCAUCGUCUACGGCAACGACGACAGCCCGAUCAUUCCGCUGCUGCUGUACCAUCCUGCCAAGAUGCCAGCCUUCUCGCACGAAAUGCUCAAACGCAAGAUCUCCUGUGUCGUUGUCGGCUAUCCUGCAACACCACUGAUCAGUUCCCGUGCAAGGUUCUGCAUCUCAGCCGCACACAACAAAGAAGACAUGGACCGCGUACUCGCUGCUUGUGAUGAGAUUGGCAACGUCCUGCAGUUGAAGUUCGCCAGUGGCAUCGCUGGUGGCGCCCCGCCUUUACCUGAGGGCGUGAGCUGGGAGAUGGAGCAAAGCAGGAAGCGACUUGAGAAGCAUGACAAAGUUAGCAAGAGCUUAGUGGUCAGCCCAAGGUGGUCGUUGGACGAGGUGUUGAAGAAGGGUGUGCAGGAUGUCAAGGUGCCGUUGCGGUGA
Cyphellophora attinorum is the source of this 2022-nucleotide messenger RNA. Its product is annotated as Serine palmitoyltransferase 2. Gene Ontology annotation, biological process: sphingosine biosynthetic process; ceramide biosynthetic process. Gene Ontology annotation, cellular component: serine palmitoyltransferase complex. The transcript is spliced from 2 exons. Gene Ontology annotation, molecular function: pyridoxal phosphate binding; serine C-palmitoyltransferase activity. The coding region runs from base 1 to 2022 and encodes 673 amino acids. The record is from RefSeq and is a predicted model, not a curated record. Lineage: Eukaryota; Fungi; Ascomycota; Eurotiomycetes; Chaetothyriales; Cyphellophoraceae.